Molecule: messenger RNA, 2529 nt
Organism: Diachasma alloeum
Lineage: Eukaryota; Metazoa; Arthropoda; Insecta; Hymenoptera; Braconidae
Gene: Usp30
Product: ubiquitin carboxyl-terminal hydrolase 30 homolog
Exons: 3
Coding region: 246-1628 (460 amino acids)
Biological process (GO): protein deubiquitination
Cellular component (GO): nucleus; cytosol
Molecular function (GO): cysteine-type endopeptidase activity; cysteine-type deubiquitinase activity
Source: RefSeq, a predicted model, not a curated record
CCUAACCACCAAAAAGAAGAAAACAACAGACACUUAGUCUCGAGAAAAAAAUCAUAAAUAAACAGUUUCGAGUUCCCUGACACCAAUUCUCUCAGUCCCCAUGUGACACCCCAUCCUCACAAUAUUCACAUCAUCCCAGAUGUGAUCAGUGACAAGAAAAAUUCCCAGGAUCCCUCGAGAUAGAAGAAAAAUCCGCCGGUGAAUCCUCAAAUAAUUUGGGAUAAAUUGAUCUAAAUAAUUGGGAAAUGGACGUGGAGAGGCUGGUCUUUGCUGGCAUUGGUUUCGCCAUAGGAGUGGGUGCCUUCGUCCUCUGGGGGCCCACCCCCAGGCCCAGGAGAAGAGGUCAAGUCGCUGGGAUAACGAACCUGGGGUACACUUGCUUUCUGAACUCACUUCUGCAGGCCCUGGGGGCAUGCCCGACCUUCCUCAAGUGGCUGAAUGAGAGGGCAGCCAGGAGCAAGGCCACCAGCUUCACCAGCAAUUUAAUUCUCGUCCUGGACAGGAUCAAUGGGUUCUCGGAGGACCUCUAUGGGGAUGUGGCUCCCAUCGAGGUUAUAACCUCCUUGGGGGCACUGUGGAGCUUCGAUCCGGGGUAUCAGGAUGCUCAUGACUUGUUUCAUGUCGUCCUGAUGGCACUGCAGAAUGAAGCACAGACGCCAACUAGGCGCGGCUGUCUCUCCGACGCCCUCCCCUCCUCCCCGCCCCCCUCCGACCCCCCAACCCUCCGAAGUGUCUCCUGCAACGACAUCCCCCAGGAGGACCCCUCAAAGCCCCUGAAGCCCUCCGAACUCCCAACGAACCCCCUGACCUCAUCCACGAGAUCAAUUCCCCCCCUCUCCACGAAGAAGCCCGGAGUGAUCCUCGCGAGGUCCUCAGAGGUCCUCACGAAGUACCUGAAGGAGGAGGCACUGGAGAGCCCUCUGAGGGCUGCCUGGACGUCCUUGAUGGCAAUUCCCCAGGUGACGGCGCCCCUCGCCAACGAGAACCAUCCGUUCUCUGGGUUCUUAACGAGUCAGUUGAAGUGCACGAGGUGCCAGUGGAGGUCGCCAGUGAGAUACGACAAAUUGGAGACUGUCUCUCUGCCCCUGCCACCGGCCGGGGAGGGCCUCCCCUGGCGGCGUCACACCCUGGGGAAGUUGUUCUCGAGGCUGGUGACCAGCGAGAUCAUCAACAAUGUCGAGUGCGACGGCUGCGGGACGAGAUCGCCGGCCAUGAAGACGUUGACGAUGGGGAAAUUGCCGAGAUGUCUGUGCAUUCACGUGCUCAGGACCACCUGGGGAUCCUCCGGGGCACCCGUCAAGAGGGACGACGUCGUGAUAUUCCCCGAGGUCUUUGUGCUCGAUCCUUUCACGUUUAAUGAGGCCAAGAAGAGGAAUGGCCAGGCCACGCUGCCUGUUCUGGUGAUCAAUAGUCAGGCCAGUGGACAGGGGAAGCACAAGUAUCGGCUCACAGCUGUUAUUGAGCAUCGGGGGAGGGUCGACACUGGGCAUUUCGUGUGCUAUCGCAGGGGGAAUCGGCCCCAGCAGUGGCUCUACACCUCGGACAACGUCGUGGAGAAGACCACGUUGACUGAUGUUCUAUGUGCUAAUCCUUAUUUGAUUUUUUAUGAGAGGAUUGAGGGCCUGUAGCUGGAGGCGACGAUCAGGAUUUUCGACGCGGUUUUAGAGGAGAAUAUCUCGUGACGUGGUGAGGCGAUUUCAAGGAGGCUACGAUCAUUUUGAGGGGAUUUUUCGGAGCUGCGGAGUGAAGGAGAAAUUGGGGAAUUUCACUCUGCCGAUCGGGAGAUAUUCAGGGAAAACUGCCGGUGAAAUUUGGUUCUGAAUGAGGAAUUUUGAUUUCGGGUCUAUCGGCUUUUUGGAAAUAUCUCAAAAGCUGUGGGAGAUGCGGACUUUUUUGUUAAUAGGUUUUUUGGAGAGCGAGAAGAGAGCUACGGAAAAGGGAUUAAUGGUUUUUUUUGUGGGUCCAGUGGGUGUCGAGAUAUUUCCGAAAAACUGGGGGUUGAAUUCAAUGUGAGGGAGUUCGUAUUUAAUUUAUUACUAGGGUAUCCAACAAAUGGCAAUUGAAAUCCUUCAGAGACUGAAAAAUAAUCACUAGAGCUUAACUAAUUUACCCUCGUCCUGUCUAGGGGAUUAGGAUGGGAGAUUUGAUCUCCGUGUUUUAGGAGUCGUGAACUGUCGAUUGUUAUUUCGAUUGAUUUGACAAGUGCCAAUUAUUUUUGAGUCCCAAGACUGCCGGGGGUUUCUUCAUUUUUCACGUGCCAUAUUCAGAAUUUAGGGGUCAUUCGCAGUGCCUAAGUAUUUUUUACAUUCAUCCAGAGAUGUUUUCAGAGGUUUAUAAUUUUUUUUUUGAGAUUCCAUUUGUAUAAAUUCGUUUAGUUACUCUGGAGUUAUUUUUUCUAUGUUGAGUUUAUUCUUCCGGAUAUUCGUGGGGGUAGGAUUAUCGUAAGAAUUAUGAUAAUUGUAAGUAGAUUAUAGUCUUUAUUAGGUGACAAAAUUAUUACGAAAAUAAAGAUGUGAAGCUCUCAACUAA